This is a messenger RNA of Cloeon dipterum, 2162 nucleotides long. Its product is annotated as orphan steroid hormone receptor 2-like. The coding region runs from base 250 to 1875 and encodes 541 amino acids. Gene Ontology annotation, biological process: cell differentiation; regulation of transcription by RNA polymerase II; anatomical structure development. Gene Ontology annotation, molecular function: nuclear receptor activity; RNA polymerase II cis-regulatory region sequence-specific DNA binding; zinc ion binding. The transcript is spliced from 10 exons. The record is from RefSeq and is a predicted model, not a curated record. NCBI's taxonomy places the organism in Eukaryota, Metazoa, Arthropoda, Insecta, Ephemeroptera, Baetidae.
UUGCCACACUUUGUUUUUGCAUGGGGGCACGUCUGUUACACGAAAUAGGGAAGAAAAUCUAAACGGCAACGUUGGAACGGCCAUUAAACUCAAGUGAACACCAUUCAUAAACAAAUAUCAGCCGCAUCACAAGUCGCAAAUUUGCCGGAAAAUGCAGUUUUGAGAAAAAUCGCCACAAGAGUGCUCGUUGUCCUGGAACAACUCCAGGGUCUGUCUGGUGACCCUUGACCUGGACGGGGCGUGUGACCGAUGGUCAAGAUGGACCCAAACGACAGCAGUUUGCCGCUGCACAACAAUUACUCCGGGCUGAUAAUCGAGCGAAUCCGCGAAGAUGGUAGCAAAGUUGAAGCUUCUCUGCCCCAUUUGAAUCCUGUUGGUUCUGACAAGUCGAGGAACAUGACGUGCAUGGCACUUGAAGUCUGCGUUGUUUGCGGUGAUAGAGCCUCUGGUCGCCAUUAUGGAGCUAUUAGCUGCGAAGGCUGCAAAGGCUUCUUCAAAAGGUCUAUCCGAAAACAACUCGGGUACCAGUGUAGGGGUAGCAAAAAUUGCGAAGUGACCAAACACCACCGCAAUCGCUGUCAGUUUUGUCGUCUCCAAAAGUGCCUUGCUAUGGGGAUGAGAAGUGACUGUAAGGAUCUCAAACACUUGCCUGGUGCUGUUCAGCAUGAACGAAAGCCAAUCUCGGUUGUCAGAGAGCCAGGAAGUGGAUCAUCCUCCACUAGUACUUCUGCACUCCAUCACGGGAACUCCGCAUCAAGAUCAUUUGGGGGCCUUGAUGUCCGAGCUCCUCCCGGAAUAAGUUUUUCUGAAUUGGGCCUUGUAGGCCAGCUGUUAGCAGGAGUUUCUGGAAAAAGUUAUGAUGGGAAUAGCCAAAGCUAUUCACCAGCUGCAAGUGGCGACGAAGAAGCGUCAGUUAGUAGUUCAGGUGACUAUAACGAGUCACAUCACCCAACCCCUGACCUCAUAUCUCAAGCAUUAGAAAAUAUGGUCAAGACCUUGCGGCAAAAUGAUUCGUUGGACGUGUCCAUGGAAUGUAUUGACCAAUCAUCGUGCGAGGAGCCUUUGAUAACGGAGGAGAAUGUUCCGUUUAAUUUGCAAACACCCACUCUACUGCCGCAAUAUUUCAACGCCCACUACUGCUGUGAGAGUGCUUCAAGACUGCUCUUCUUAUCCCUUCACUGGGCAAGGAACAUAUCCGUGUUCCGCAUGCAAAGCUCAGAGGCUCAAAUAGACCUUGUUAAAAGUUGUUGGGGCGAACUUUUUGCCCUUGGACUUGCUCAGUGCUCUGGAGUGCUAGCACUUCCUGAUAUUUUCUCAUACAUUGUGCAGAACCUCCAGAGCUCACUUGUACAGGAUAGUUACUCUGCUCAAAAAGUCAAAGAGAUCGCGGAUCAUAUCAGCAAGCUCCACAUAUUUGUGAAUACAAUGCAAAAGUUGAACGUCACAGAUAAGGAAUAUGCAUAUUUAAAGACUAUUUCGCUCCUUAAUCCAGACAUUCCUGGAUUCCAGAGUGCAAACAUUGUAUCGCAGCAUCAAUUGAGGGUGAUGAGAGAAUUCCAGAGCUAUCUCAAAUCUCAAUGCCCCGCGUCAGGAGAGUUGAGAUUUAGUCAGCUGAUUCUGAGAGCAGCUUCACUGAAAAAGUUACAUUCUCAAGUCCUUGAAGAAAUUUUCUUUGCCAGGCUGAUUGGAAGUGUUCAAAUCGAUAGCGUAGUCCCAUACAUUUUGAGAAUGGAAAACAACGUCAACAAUGGCCAGUUGGAAAAUCACAAUGCAGAUGAAGCAUCAUCAGAUUGUAAAAUCAAAACGGAAGCAGUUGAUUUAGACGAGGAUGAAAAUAUAUGCGAAGAAGAGGAGGACCUAGUCGAUUCAGACUAGUGCUGCUUUUACUAGCUUGUAAAUCAGCCUGUGCCUUCUCACUGCUCUAGGAUCAACACUCACUCUCUGCUCUGUGAUUUAAUAGUGCCCUGUUCAAAUCACUGGACUCGCUCGAUCGACAACUGAUAUUUUUAAAAGCGGACCUAAAACUUUCUUUUUAAGUGUUUUUAAAAUGACGAUUGAGCUUAUGUACUUAAAAUGUGUAUAAUAGAGUAAUUAAUACUGUUUUUGUCCAAAUACUUCCAUUAGAUAUUUUUGGGGUUGGAAUAAACUAGAUCUUUAAUGAA